This is a messenger RNA of Trypanosoma conorhini, 1581 nucleotides long. RefSeq lists its product as uncharacterized. The record is from RefSeq and is a predicted model, not a curated record. NCBI's taxonomy places the organism in Eukaryota, Euglenozoa, Kinetoplastea, Trypanosomatida, Trypanosomatidae. The coding region runs from base 1 to 1581 and encodes 526 amino acids. The transcript has a single exon.
AUGCAACGUCGCUUGGCCGUGGGGCGUUGCACAGGGCGAACGCCCCGGCUGCCAUGCCGCCGAACGCUCGCCUUUGCUCUUCCGCUGCAGCAGCGGCAGCACGACUGCGACCGCCACUCUGCCGGGGGCGGUGCGCUGCGCAGCAUGCGGCGGUGGGUGGCGACGGCGGGGUCCUCCACGCCGGCUGCGCCGCCGCACAUGUCGUUGGAGGCGCCCGUGGACGCGGCCGCGGAGGGCUCCCUCCCGGUGACGUACACGCCGGGGUCCGGCCCAAACGGGGCCCUUGCGGCCCCCACGACCGCCAUUACGGGUCGCUGCGACGUGCUCUCGGAGUGCCUCGCCAAGGCCGAUGAGCUGGCGAUGCAGCUCAAGGCGCAGAAUGCGCUGGGGGCAAGCGCGGAGAUCCUCACGCAGGAGGGGAUGGAGGAGUUUGUGGAUGAGCUCAAGACGUCUGCGACGGGUGAGAUGACGGCGCUUGUGGAGCAAAUGCAAAAAACGCCGCUGCUGCAGCAGGCCGGCAUGCAUGAGCUGCGGCGCACCCUCUACUACACCACCUCGUUAAAGGAGCGGGACUGGAUAGAGGACCCAAAGUACACCGCGGCGAUGCGCAUGUUGACCGUGGAGCUCCUGCGCCGCGACAACGACGGCGUGCUCUCGGCGGACGAUGUGUUGUACGUCUCAACGCAUAUCGUCUCCGCCAACUUCUACAACCGCCACUUGUGGAACCGCAUGGAGAAGGCCAUGCUUAAAUUUAGCAACUACGAAAACAUCGACAUGGCCUCCAUCAAGGCCUUUUCAACGAGGCUCUUUAAGACCCGGCGCGGCUGCGCAAAGGAGACGCUGGACAUUCGCCGAAAAAUUUUGCUGGCUAUGUCGCGCCGUGUUGGGGUGCUGGCCAACGACUUUGAUCUCCCCUCGUUGCUAGGCAUCUUGCAGUGCUACACCGUGCAUGAUCUAACGCCGUUUCACCUAGAACCCCUCGCGAUACGUGCGACGAACCACGUCAGCGACUUCACCCCACACGAGUGUGCGACGCUCUCGCACGUGCUGCGUAAGUGGCGCAACAUGCGACUGGAGGUGUGCGAGCGGCUGGUGGAGCGCAUCUGCACCGCCGACCAGCUCACGCACCACAUGGCCAACGCCGCGAUGAUAAGCAUUCGCAGCUGCUACUCCAAGGUGAGCGACGGUGGGCGCAACGCGAUGAACGCCGAGCCGACGCGGCAAAAGCUGCGGGCCAUGGGCGAACAAGUGGGCUGCCGCCUGGACGAGGUGGAGUACCCCGCCCUGCCCGUCAUCCUCAGCAUUCUUGACGUGAUUGUCACGCUAAAAAUAUACGUCCCCAAGAAGAGCCUGCAGACGAUCUUUGCGCAGGCCAAUGACAUGCUGGCUGUGGUGAUGGAGCAAAGGGACGAUUUGGUCGACCCAAAGACGGGGAAGCGUGUGCGCCCCAUCACAGCCGAGGAAGGACGGCAGCUGCAGGCCCUGCUCGCACACUACGGCAACGACCUUGCGCCGGAGCUAGCGCAGCGGCUGAGGGAGGCCUUCCGCGAGGGCAUGCUUCCAGAUGAGGCGUCGCUGUAG